GCUUGUUGACAAUUUCUUGCUCGUUUAAUAUUUUCAUUUAGAACUGUUUUGAAUUGAAAAAAGUGCAUUGUUGCAACUUAUCUCAAACAAGAAAAUAUUCAGUUUUCAUUUUUAAUUUUUUAGCCAAUUUCGUAUCGGCUAAAUACCUCAUUCAGCACAUCUGAUAUGGAGGACCAGAAGAAGAAAAGCUGCUUGGGUCUAUUCUGCUUCCCUCUUACACCAUAUCACCAUGCACACCUCAAGUUGAUCGAGUUUACAGGAAGUUCAGCUUCAAAGCAGAACACGCCAACAUGCGGACGUACUACUUUGCUGCUGACACUCAGGAGAUUAUGCUGCAAUGGAUGCAUUGCAUGAGCCUUGCUUCUGUCUUGCAGGAUCGACCAACUAGCUAUGAGGAUCCUCGUGUGAUCACUCACCAACCAACUAAUGCUCAACACAGUCCUGGUGAUGAAAGUGAUGCUGGAUUUGGCACCUGUCGACCAAGGUUAGCUGUUUCUGGAAGCAUGAAUGGAUGGCAGAGCCCCCUUCUGCAGCAGCAGCAACAGCAGCAGCAACAACAACUUAAUGCUCUUGAUGAUCGUAGCUUUCAUCAUCACCUGUAUGCCAAUGCUCCGCCCAAGCCUAGGCGCCUGGCUAAUGAAGACAUGGGCUCCUCCAGCGAACAGUCACCGGAACAUCACCAGAAUUUAGGAGCACAGCCUCAGCAACCGCCUCGACUGAUGCAAUCGAACUAUCAGUUCAACCCAGCUGCAAUGCCACAAGUCCAGUCACGCCUUGUUAUGUCCCCUAACAAUGCAGAGCGACGGACUCCUGACACAUACAGCCGUCCUGCAGGAUCAAUGCAGGCCACUCUAAACAAUAAAGUCAAGCCAACUGAUUAUGAAGACAUCUAUAAUAGUGAACGGAGGCAGAUGGAAAACCAGUCAUGGACUAAUAAGUUUGGACAGCAGGCCUAUCUUCAAACUGGUGGCCAGAGCGCAACUAUUAUUACUAAAGGAUAUGAAGCAACUUACAAUUCACGCCCUGAAGAAAAGCAGCAACUAACACUUCUUGGACAGAGUCCUCGUAAACAACCACCAAGGCCACACAGUGCUGAUUUCCUUGAUUAUGAUGCUCGCAGACAUGAGGAUGGCAUGGAUAUCACCAAAAGUCCAGAACCACAAGUAAGAGGGUCCAGAUCUCAGCUUAAUUCGCAACCCCCACGUCCAAAGUCAAGUCUUGAUAUCAUGCGUGAUCCUGACAAUCUGUAUUGGUCAGAAGAAGGCUAUGCUCAGAAAAUGCGUCAGUCAGCUUAUCUUCUCCAGCAGGGCCCUGGUGGUGCUCUUCCCAACCCACAAGCCCCCAGUCGUAGUAAUUUCCCAUCCUUUUCAAACAUGCUCCAAUCCCAAAGCUCCUCUAGAGUCGCUGAGCUUGCUGCUAAUCGAGUUCUCUCCCCCUCUGCUGAACUUUUAAGGGAGAGUGAACAGCAGCACAUUUUGAACAUGCAACGAAGACAACAGCAGCUUCUUGAGGAGCAAAAGGUAUUACAGCAGCAGUUAGAGUACCAGAAACAGCAGAGCCAGCAGGAACAGCUGCAAAGGCAGCAGAUUGAGGAGGAAGAGGAGCGACAGCUUCUAUCAUACUAUUCAGAGAUGCAGUCGCCAAUGACACAACAACCUUUCAUGCGAUCAGCCAGUGCUCGACUUCCUCGUCAGAAAUAUGACAGUGAGAGGGAUGAUGAGGAGGAAGGGUUCAAACAGAGAAGAAAUAGUGGAAGUGGCAGUGGACUGUAUUCUCACAGGCGAUCAGGUGCUGAGUAUGGAAGUCAAAAGUUUCAACAGUACUCUGCUGUAAGCACCACACCAGACUUAUCCACCCCUUCCUCCCUAGAGGCAACUACACCACGUGAGGAGUCAAUGAAGCGUCUGCUGGAAUGGAAGCAACGCAUGUUGCAGUCUCCUCUGGCACGCAAGCCGUCUGGUUCUGCAACAAGAGGUGUAAACUCAGCCCAAAACCAACUUUCUAAUUAUUAUAAGCAGCAAGCACUACGUGAACUUGCUGAUCAAGAGCGUAGGGCACAAGGCUUGUCAAGGCACCUCAGUCAAGAUGCACUUCAUGAUGGGCCUUACAGCUCAAAGCUAAUGGAUAUGCAAGCUCUGGUGGAUGACCAGGCAGGAUCAGUACCUUGGAGCACUGAAAUGCUAGAUUCCCAAGAGGCUGCAGAUUUCCUUGCCCAGAAAAGUCAGGAAGAUUCUGGGAAAAUGUCUCGGAGUCGAAGUCAAGAUGGGCGCAGGUCUUCUGCAUCCAAUAGAUACACAAGUUACUCCUCAGAUGAAGACAUUGGAGACGCCCGUGAGUCCCGCAAACGGUCCCGGAGACCAUCCCAGUCAAACAGAUCAAGGCGCAGCAGUACUGAGGAGAAGAUUUCCCGGAAAGCUGUGUCUUUUGAAUCCCCCACCGGUGGAGAAGAAGCACGGAACAAUUUCCAGCAUGGAAACAGUCAGUUAGCUGACACUGACACAUCAAGAGAUAUCAGUCAGAGAGGAUAUAAUGAAUGGAAUAAUACGGUGGAAAGGCUUAGUAAUAUGGAGACUUCCUCAAGGAGCAUGGAAAGUCACCGUGGACUGUAUGAAGACCGGUACUUCUCUGGGAAGUGCUCUGACAGUGGUUAUGAUACCCUUCAGAAUGGAGUAGGAUUCAAUACUGGAACUGAUACGCUUCACAGAAGCCAUUUAAGAUUAAAACCACAAGGACUGGAACAACAACUGAGUCCACAAAAACAUUCAUCUUCCUGUAAUUCUGAAACAAAACUGGAUGAAACAGCAAUCGUCAAGGAAUUUUCAUUUCAGUAUGUGAAGAAUAAAACGCAAAACAAUCCUAAUUUACUAGAAGGAACUAAAUCUCUGUCUAGAAAUUUAGUUUCAAAUCGAAAAAAAAUGUUUGAGGACCAGCUUUGCCCAAGUGGAGGUUCUCAGGGAUCAUUAGAAUAUUUAAAUGAAAUUCCUGAACACCAAAUUCGCUCAAGAUCAAUUCUGAUCAAUUUUGUCUUUGGUGACGAUUCCUUCAAGGAACUAAGGAACCAGUUAUGGAGGAACCAAAGUACCCCAAAUCUGUCAAAGAUCUACUAGCAGACUUUGAGAGGAAGUCAAAGUUAGCUAAAGAGAAAGCUGCUGAACUCGAACGGAAGUCUGAAGAAGAAGCAAGGAGAUACGUCUUCAGUGACACUGAAACCUUAAUGUAUGACACCUCAAGUG
Frankliniella occidentalis (western flower thrips) is the source of this 3233-nucleotide messenger RNA. RefSeq names its product formin-J-like. The record is from RefSeq and is a predicted model, not a curated record. The transcript is spliced from 9 exons. The coding region runs from base 291 to 3107 and encodes 938 amino acids. Lineage: Eukaryota; Metazoa; Arthropoda; Insecta; Thysanoptera; Thripidae.